GACAAAUUUAAACGUGACGGUUUCACAAUGACGAAAUUUUUGGGGGAACUUCACAGAUUUCUAAGAAAUAAUAUUAUCUUCCGGGGUCUAUAUUACGUUUAUAAGUGUUAGAUGUGAUACGAUAUUAAUUGUUACAGUCGUUAACGUAUACAAGUACGGAACUGAAGAAUUUUGGUACGGGAAGCAAAGUCGCAAAUUUGUGAUGGCGGAUGGUAUGCCAUACUUCAAGUCGCAUAAAACUCCAGUUGAGAACUCCGAGGAGAGCUUGGAGGAUAUCGAAAAGCAGGCAUGUUUACUGUUUGAAGAGUUCUUAAGAAUUACAGAACCCGCAAGUUCAGCUGGUCGGCUUCGGCAUGCAAAGUCUGAGCACUCGGACUCUCCAGUCGUACUUAGUCUGAAGAAAUCAGUUGGAGGUAAGAGCUUUUGCGACUCAUCUUUUUCCUGCUUUUUCGAAAGUCCGUUAAGGGUUAGUUCAAGCUGGGUGAGAUCGUAGAACUUAAUAACGUGAGUCUUUACUAGUUAUAUUAUGUAGGAUGUUUUUUCCGCGUAGAAGCACGGGCCACCUCAAAGACCUCUUGCUCACGCAAGGAUUGUCCGAAAGUAAACCAUUGACCUAAUUUUGUCGAGAUCGAGAACACAAUGCUUCCUCGAGAUAAUGCUUUACUUAAGAAAGAGAAAGAGCCAGCCAAAGAAAAGCGUAUCUUACGAUUUUAGCGGGAAAAACUAGAAAAUGAAACAUUUUUAAUUACAUUUGCACGCCAUAUUUGAAUAAUAAUUAUUCAAUAUGUAUGUGCAUGAUCAAGGACUUGUUCUUCAGUUUAGAUAUGGGGAGCGGGGAUGGGUAGGUAGCUGUUUACAGCGGGGGUGCAAUUCUCAAAAGCUGUCGUAAAUGGGGGCAACAAUUCGCUAUGAUGGCCAAAUCGGGUUACAGUUUUCACUUUUGUGUAUUAACAGCUAGAUUUAUGCUGUAAGAUCCUAACACGAAUUGAUAUUUUCAAACACUGACCCUAAUGAAUAGAUCCUUUCACAGUUUUUUCAACUUUUGACAUGUAGCAGUAAGAGAAAAUCUGUGACACCAUUGGAAAGAGUGCUUUAAUAUCAGUAAACUUGCCAAGUUUGAGAGUGGUAGGCCUUAACCCUUUAAGCCCUGAAAGUGAUCAGUGUCAAAGUUCUCCUUGUAAUAUCAAGGCUUUGUAAAACAGAGUAGUAAUGAGAAUUACAGACAUGAUCACACAAGAUGCAUUUGCUUGAUAUUUUAUCAGCUUCUCCCGACUUCUUCUGUAGGAAAUGAAAUAGGGGCUAAAAAUGAGAAUUCAAAUAUUGAUCUUAGGGUUUAAAGGGUUACGCAAAGAUAUUGCUCCACAAAGUUGCAAAAAUUCACAGACAUUUGUAUGGUGCCCCCCACAUCAUAUCUUGGUGAGCAUUUGGAAGUCAGCCAAGCGUGGUCAUCUGAACAAGAAUGCUGUAUCAUGACAGACUAGAAACAAUAGAAAACUCCCAAAGCACAAACUCAUCCAAAACGCUAAAAAUCUUCAAUGUUUACUCAAGUUUGGGCUUAUAGAAGAUAAUGUCACAGUUUUUCAAUGACCAUGAAAUUCAGAAUCCGGAUAGUUAGUUAAUCAGUUGUGGCUCUAAAAAAAUUUGAAGGAAAAAAAACUACAAAUUUUUAAGAAAAUGCUUUUUUCGUGAGAGGGACUCUUAAAAGCUGACAGACGUCAACAAAUAGCUAAAACUAUAAUUUCUGUAUGCUUGCAUUGCUCGAAAUCGUGCAUUUACAAGGCUCUAAAGCUUUCUGCUGACUUGCAAGGACCCAUCUGUUAUAAAGAUCCCCAAAAUAAAGGGAUAAAUCUCAUAGUUUAUUAGAUAUAAUCGUGUAAAGUUUGCUUAUCAUUUUCGCAUAAAUUAUGGCCUAAAUUUGGAAACCGCUGCAUUUCUCCCAUUGGGUCUUUGUGAUUUUGGUGAAACUCUGUUCAACGCAAGGUACUACUACCCACUAUAUGUAGCCGAGAGAUUUUCACGAAAAAAUGCUGGCAACAGCAGAAUUUCGAUUUAGACCCCAAAGAGGCGUGGCACUAUAACCACGUGACAUUUACUCCAAUCGCCAAAAAUUUUAUGCUAUAUUGUAGAUUGAUGUAUAUGUUAUCCAUGCUAUUGUUAGACUUAGGAUCAAAGUAAAGGUGGGGAUACCAGAGAGCUUCAAAGGAGGAUGGUACCCUCACAAAAUAACUGGGUCGAGUCACCUUAAGGUAGCCCCAAAACAUUUGUGAUGGGUAGCAUUGAUUACAGUUCAUCUGUAUUUUGAAUUCCCCCCCCCCAAAAAAAAAAAAAAACUUGCCCUUUGGGCAAGUUAAGAACUGUCAGGAUUCACUGGCCUGAUUGCAAAAUCCACAAGCCCCAGGCUAUUGGACACCUGGGGCGGAUCUAGGGGGGGUUCGCAGGGUUCGAUCAAACCCCCUAAAUUAAAACAGCUAACCUCAAAACUUGUAGAAAUAUAAAAUAAAUACAGUCAAUCUUAAAUGCAAUAAAUUCAUAACCAAGUUAAACCUCUGCUGCCCAGUAAAGCUAUAACAUUUUUUCCAUAAAAACAAAUACAUUUUUGGUUCACUAUGAAUGUGUGGCUCUUUUAACUGUCUCUGCUUCGGUAAAGCAUCACGUCAAAAGUGACUUUUUGUAUAGCUACACCUUUCAGGCUUGGCUCUGAUGAACAUUCACUACGAAAAGCCCGUUGACUACGAUGCUGUGGUUCAGCUUUUUGCGGAAAGAUACCCCCGAAGAAUGCUCCUUAUUGAUCCCUUCUUUGACGAAACACAAAAUUGAAAAAAGAUAAAAUGCGUUAUAUUUUAAUCAUAGAUUUAUAAAUGCAAAUUUGUAUUGUUUCUACUCAGUUUUGUUAUAUUUUGAUGCAAAAAGAAUGGCAUUUUAACUUUAAAAAAUGAGAUGUUAAAACACGCGACUUUGCCUCAGAAUGGUGGAAAUCGCGUUUCCGAGGACUUAAAAUUUCAAACUUUUCGGGGGGAGGAUACCCCGGACCCCCCUACGGGCGGGCGGCCUUCUGCGCCCUCUUUCUUCGAACCCCCUAUGCUGAAAACCUGGAUCCGUGCCAGGACACGAUUUUCUUUGCACACUGGUUAAAGGUCAAAAUUAUGUUCAGGUUAGAAUCUUUUAACCUACAAUCACAGACAAAAGUAGUUGGGAAGGCUGUACAACUUAACAGUAGUCCAUUUUAAUCCUGAAAAAAGAGAGUUUUCUCUUUUGCUAAAUAUCCCCCGUCCCCCCUGUUCAAUGUUGGGAUAUAACAGAAAAAUUACGCGCACAAACAUUAACGUUUUGAUCAACAUUGGGCCAGGAGCGGGGGGAGGAAGGAAAAGAAGAGGCAAAAAAGGCAACCUUCCCAACACUUUUGACGAUGAUUGUAGGAGAAUGGAAAAUCAACUUUAAACGCUUAUAAAACUUGUCGCAUUUAACAUUUGAUUGAGAUAUCUCGCCCUGGAACUGUGCUGAUAAUGCACAUUGCAAAGUAUAUAAAAAAUACAGUAAAGGUUAUAUUUCAGUAAAAUCAUAAAUAGGAGAAUUUUGCAUCAGACGUGCGUGACAUUUCACAGUGUGACCACAAAGUCCACUGGGUAAAAAGGCUUUCUUUUAAGAACGUCAGAAGAAAACAUUUAAGGCCUUUAAUUUUCCUCAUGAACCAACAGACGUUUUCUGCGCGUGGACUACAUAGAAAGAAUGGCCACAGGUGGUCUGUUUCACUAGAUUUAACGAAAAGUCAUGAGGGUAUUUUUAAGCAAAAAAUGCUAUACAAUUGCUGUCGUUGUCAUGUAUACAUGUAUCUUUUUCAUCAGCGGCAUUAUUCCUGGUUAACUUUUGCCGUUUCCUAUCAGCGAAAUAUUUUGAAAGAUGUUACAAAUAGAAAUGGCAUAAAGGCUGCCACAAUAAAGGUUUUUUUGCAUUCUGGCGGUGUCAAAGUAUCCUAGAAAAACGUGAUGUUUGUAGUUGCGAGGAAGCAGUGAGAUAAGUGCCGAAUUAAAAUCUUCUAGACUGUAUUUUCGCGAGGCCUGAAAGUUAUACGGAACCUCUAUAAAAGAGUUCAUUCAGCCAUGUUCAGUGCUCAUAUAGAAAUUGCUGUGCUAGCGUCGCCUGUCAAUCAUUCAGUUAAUUUGAGAACAGUAAACAACAUGGGUUUCCACAUUACUCCAUCAUAUUACUCCACAAGAAAAUGCGAAAUAUAUGCACAAUGAACCAACUUUCAAACAAGAAAAGGGUAAAAACAUGUAAAUCAUGUAAGAAUAUGGACAGCUUUUGUCGCAUUUAUCUACGGAGAUAAAUUUAACAACUGUUUCCCAACAUUACUCCAUUUAAACAGUGCCCCAUAAAGGUCAAUUAGCAAAGUAAGUUUAAUUUUAACGCUAUCCAUGGAGUACUGUUGUAUUUUACUUAGAAUUAAGCUAAAAUAUCUAUUAAAAUUCGUUUGGUUAAGUCCUUGCAAAGCCCCAAACAAGUCAAUAAGGCUAUUUUGCUCGUUAGCGCUACUAUAAAGGAAUUAUUUUCGGCUACGAAAAUGGAGUAAUGUGGUGUGUGAUGACUUUGCAUGUGUUACCCUUUUUAAUUAGAUUAACGAAGACAAUAGACGCCUUACUCUAAAUCAAGAGCGUACUUUGUUGUCGUUCUCUGAAACCAGUUUCGAAAAGCAGUGCCACAAGGGCUUAACUAGAGUUAUUCAGCCAGAGAAAGUAGCCUCAAGAAUUCGGCAAAUCUCCACUCAGCCUCAUAGUUUGCUCGCCUGGCAAAUUGGCAUGUGCUGAAUGUUGUAAAGAAUGGGGGAAUUGCUAAGGAAGAUGUCAGCUACACUGUCGCAAUCCGAAUGAUUUUUGCGGGAAGUGGUGAACGCACUAUAUCUUGCUUUAAGAUUUGGAGCAUAUCAGCCUAUGCUACAGUCAAUAGUUUUCACCGAAAAUAGUCUUACAUUUGUAUUUUGGCCCGCUUCCUGUGCCCCAGAAAGAGCAAUAGUUGUACUUACCGGGUUGCAAAACAUGCUGAAUAUAAACAGGCGUGUGCGCCAAAAACUGUCUUAACAAGGUACGGCAAAUAUUUUUUUUCAACAGAGUAAUGUUUACGAGUGUUUUUUGAAGACGUUUCUACUGACAAAAAGUCGUUGAGUUUUGACCUUUCACAGCCACACCCAGAAUUUUCAGACAAUCACAGACAAAAGUAGUUUGGAAGGCUGUACAACUUAACAGUAGUCCAUUUUAAUCCUGAAAAAAGAGAGUUUUCUCUUUUGCUAAAUAUCCCCCGUCCCCCCUGUUCAAUGUUGGGAUAUAACAGAACAAUUACGGGCACAAACAUUAACGUUUUGAUCAACAUUGGGCCAGAGGCGGGGGGAGGAAGGAAAAGAAGAGGUAAAAAAGGCAACCUUCCCAACACUUUUGACGAUGAUUGUAGGUUGAUUCUCAAUUUCCUUUGUCUCUUGGUCCUUAAUAUUCAUGAAUUUAAGCUAGGAUUCAAAAGAAAUUGACAAUCAACCUCGGUUAAAAAUUUAACUUUGACCUGUAAUAGAUAUUGGGUUUAAAAGGGUUAAAAGUGAUAGUGACGAUCCUGCCAUAACUUGUUGGUCCUACUUGGAUUGAAGAAGUAAAGGAUCUUCAUCUGCUCCAAAUCAUAUGAAUACAGUAAUACAUAAAAUCAGGUGAUUUGUUGUUGCUCUUAUAAAGGAGAUUGAAAAUUUGGAUGUACUAGGUUUCACAUUUUGUGACAAUUUUUAAAAUUUAUCUUCUAAUAUUGCUAUAAAAUGGUGUAAGUUGUAAAGGGCAAAAAAAAUUAAGUUUAUUGUCUGUUGUUUAUUUGAAGAUUCUGUGUUAUAUCAAAGUGUCUGUCAAAUAGUGUAUGUGUUCCAAAACAAUAAACAACAACACUAAUGAUGUUAAGUGUUUUUAAUGCAGGAAAAUACACAUUUAAUCAUUAAACAAAAACAUUUUGUAAGAAUCUUUUAUACAAGAAAAUACACAUUUGAACUUGUAUCAGUUUCACCAGAGUUACAGUCACCUUUCCUCCUUUGCUCUGUAACAAAUUUGAUUGUCCCCUAGUUAACUUGAACUUGACAUCUUGGAGAGUUAUGAAGAUCUUUAGGAAAGGUGUGGUCAUGUUAUUUUACAUGUCUUUGUUGGGGAUCGUUUUCAUGGUGAUUUGAUAGAACUGGAAAUAUUUAUACAUAAUUAUAAGUAUUAAUUUUAAUAAAACAGAAACAUUGAUUAAACUUUUUUCAUAGUCAGGUAGCAAAAUUUGUAAUCUGUAACUUUGAAAAAGUUCAGUGUUUAAAUUGGUUUAUUUUUGUACAACAAACACUGUAUAAACCUAUUACAUGUAUACCAGUCAUAUUUUAUUACAAAACCAUGACUCAAAAAAGGAGGAAAAAUAAAGACUUUAGGACAGUCAAAAAAAAUCUCAAACUUGAUAUGACAAAAAUGCAGUAAAGAGUAAGAAAUGGAAAAUUUAAUAUACUUUGUAACUUAUAAAACUUGUGCUAUUCAUAUUAUUAUAAACUCUUAUUGUAAAGCCCUUGACUGUGUGAAAUAUCCUGCAUAAUGCUUACGGUACAUACAGUUAUCUAAUUGCACAUUUACUACAUUAUUUUAUUAAUUAUCAAUUCAUGGAGCUUUUAGUACAAGUGUAUCUGCUAUUCAUCCUGUUGAGGACCUUAUCACAUGAAUGGCAGUCCGUAACUACAAGAAAACACACAUUUAGUCAGAGGAUGAUUACAUAAUAGCUACUAGUUAGAUUGCUGUCUUACCUAAAACAACAGUGUCCAAAGCUGAGAAAAGAACUGGGAAUUCUUAAGUCUUUGGAUUAAUUUCUGUCAGUAUGGUUGUCUUUAUUUUUGGAAGUAAAAAGGGUAAAAUUUUUAUGUGGAAAUAUGACUUUUUGUUAAUGUUAUGGGUCAUAGGGUGAUCUUUGACUUUCAACUGGAAGCAAAGAUGUUAAUGUGAUAUAUAGCUUUAUUAUUGAUAUCCUUUGUUCUAGGUGUCAGGGAAUGCUCUGAGUCAUAUGAAGAAGAUGACAUGGUACCUGAUAGUCAAAUUAUGGAGAAGGGUCCUGCUGAGUCUCGAACACCCUUACCAGCUACAGGAGUAGAGCAACCUGCAGAUCCAACAAUACAAAAGCUGGCUCAUCAGAUGCAGCUUGCUGGUGAUGCUCUUACAAGUCAAUAUGGAAGGCAUGUGACGGUAUGAACAAAUGUAAUGCUUUCCACAUAUUUGUAUAACUUGUGGUUUAAUUAUAUAUUGCCUGGAAGAUAUUUUAAUAUGUAAUGGUUAAAUCAUGUCCUCGCUUUCAAUGUUAUUUUUUUUACGUUUUGGGUUUAUGACAAUCAGGGUGCUGUAUGAUCAGUAAGGUUUUAUUGGGAGAAGUUGCUGUACUUACACAAGCUUUGGAUAAUUAAACAUGAGGGUUACUUCAAUCAGAGGUUAAUAAUAGAGUUCAAACCAAGGAUUAAAAUGAACCACAUUGUAGUUUCCAAGUCCUUUAGAUGUGUAAGUUGGCGAAAGACCACGCAAGUAACAACAGUCCAAUUAAUUAACAAUUUAUUAAUUAGCAAUUGUUGCUAAUUUUUGCUCAAAUUACACAUAAAUAUUAGGGGUGAUAUCAAUCGUUGAGAUACUAGUUCUGGGUUAAGAAAUUAUGGAAGUACAGGUGGCCUGAGUGGAGUAAGUUCCUUCUUAUCUCAUGGCUAUACCCCCUAACCUAAGAACUGAUAAUCAUAGAAGUGCUGACAUACCGCAUUUAUUCGGCUGUCAGAUGAGUAGAGUCAGCAUAAACAAGAAUGACAAAUAAAUAAAAAACACCUAGCUUUAAGCCGAGACCCAUUUGUUACAAGACUUUUAUCUACGGGAAAACCUAACAUUAAUAUUUUGAAAAAAGUGUGACCUUCUGCAGGAAAGUGUACACUAAUGCUUUUCUGUUAAAUGGGCAAAAACUAACAGCUGAUGAAUGACAUGUUAAGAUUGAGCCUUUCAAAGUGUUGUAAUGGUUUGAUUAAUGCUGUUAACAGGUGAACGAAAAUUUCUGAUGGUUUUUGAAAGUGUUCAAAUGGAUUGCCAGGGCUCGAAAUUGCGACUGAUACGGUCGCCAAUGGCGACCAGAUUUCUCUGUGAUAUAGAUUUAAAUUGAAAGAGUAAAGUUAAAACAAAAAUUUCAUAUAUUGCGAUCUAGGUUGCGGAAGUAAAAUUUCACGGGAUUUUCAGAGACAGAUUUGGCAGAAAUUUUCACGGGUAACUUCGCUGCAAAGCAGCUGAUUUCGUGGGAAUUUUCUGGGCAAAUUUCGCUAGAAAUCGAUUGAUUUUGCACUGAUUUGACGACCGUGUGUAAUGUUUGUAACAGAGAUAAUCUAACAUAUUCUAGCAACAAAGCGCUCGAGAAAUGAACCAAUGGCAAAGCUUUUAACAUCAUGACUAGUGCCCAGUUUUUCGCAACAUAGUUUACGCCUGGUAAUUUUGAGACAUUUUUCGCGCAUUGUGGUGAUGAAGUUUCAAGGUAAAUUUGCAAAGAUUCGGCAAUUAAACAGCCCCUAUAGCCGAGAUAAGUUUCAAAUAUGUUGUAUCGACAAGUAUUUGAUAAGAUUUCUCGCGAAUUUCACGGUAUUUGGCACAUUAUUGUGAAUUUCAGGGGAUUUUCCGGUUUUUCCUGAAAUUCGCGGCUCAGCGACCGCGCUAAAUAUCAGAAGCCAAGCUGAUACUGUGAGCUGCUUCAUUUACAUCAUACAAACUGGUGACUAAAAAUUUGUACCUGGAGACUACAUUUCUCCAGUUUGUCGCCAAAAGGCGACCUGAAGAUUUUUUUAAUUUCGAGCCCUGAUUGCCUUGAUUUUCUGAAGGGUUUGCUUGACAGGUUGACUAAACAACAUAAACGGCUCACCUGAUCAAAGUUUUCAACAAUAUAUUGUUGUUUGGGUUUUUCACUGCUAUCAAUCUUUCUUUGUGUCUUCAUUGUAUUGAAAUGGUCACAGAAAUUGCCUUUUAGUCAAAAUAAACCACAGCAAUUUGUGUAAAAAUCACCUGGCUUAUAGCCAAAUAAAUAUGGUAUUCCUUGUCUACACGUUAGAAUUUACAUGGUCACUCUUUUGCUUUGAUAGGGAGUCCAGAGUCAUUUAGUCUCAUUUGUUCUGGAGAAUGCUGCUUCCUUGACGUAUGAUAGGCUGAGUCAAGAGAUUGAUAACAUGGUGGGCAGAGAUAGGAGUUGGUCAAACUUUGUCAUGGCAAUGUGUCUCAGCAAACGGGUUGCUGAGGAAACAGCGAGAGCUUGUGGAGCAGUCACUGAUUACUUCAAACGCUACAUAAGUCAGUCAUAUAGUCGGGCAAUGCAACAAGCUGGAGGAAUGGUAGGAUCUUGCUUCAUAAUUUACUGUACAUCAUAUAAUUAUGUGAUUUUUAAGGUGGCUCGACUGGAUUGUUUAGGGUGGAUACCUCCCAAGUUUGAGCAUUAACUAUGUCGGCAUGAGUAAAGAUAUGGAAAAAGGUUACCAUAACUGUAUUGUAUAAAGAUGAAAAUUUCCUUGAUUGUUGAGAGAAUUUGAUAACUGAUCAAAGUAUUUUUUCUUUGGGCAUCAUUUUAUUAACCCUCAUAACCUUUUCACUUGAUUUUGUAUUGAUAAAGUCACAUUGCCAUGGUAACUUGCAAAAUUCCUGGAUGACAACGAUAAGGAGCUUAAGCAACAACCACGGCGACGACAACCAGAAGGGCAAAAAAGCAACACAUUUAUAUAAGCAAAACAACAACUUUUGAAUGUUUAUCACAUUUUUUUGUCCAUUUCGUAGCUGUUGAUGCUCGACUGCGACAUAAAACUUCCUUAUUUCACGCGCUGACUUUAGGGAGUAGGUGAACACAACACAAGAAUUUUCUUUUUCUUUUGUUAAACUUAGAUACAGUCCUUACAGAUUUAGCCCUGGAAAAUUUUGCCAACAUUUGACAAAUUAAAUGAAUUGAAUAAGAGUGAUGAAGUUUGAAAUAGUAGGAAGUCACUUUUUAAGUUACGUUUUCAGUUUGUUGUCAUCCAGAAAUUUUGCUACCAUGGCAACGUGACAUAACGACUUCUCCUCUCUAUUGCUGGGAGAUAAUUGAUGGUAGUCACUCUUGAGACCUAAAGGGUUAACAAUUUCCUCAUUCACCACUAAUAGAGGCACUUAACUUGCAAACACUGUUGAUAUUUUGUUUUCUUUUAGGCACCAUUUGUAGAAUCCAGAGGUCGCCCCCAAUAAAAUUCAGGCGAGGCACGGUUAACCCAGCAAGUCAGGAAGGCAUCUUCUGGAAAUCAAUGUUGUAUUUCAACAAGAGUGUUAUUUAGCUCUGUGCUUGAUAUGUUCAGGGGGAACUAUGUAAAAAAUGCCAUGUAAUUAAAUUAUCCUUCUUGGUUAUUAUUGUCACUGAAAUACCGGCAGUUAACCUUUUUGCCUUGUAUGUUUUAUGUUCCCAAAUAUUCAGACCAUGUGAUGCUCUCAAGAGAAUUUGCCUUUUGUUUUUUUUUAUAAGUUUUGCACACAUAGAUGUAUGCAUGAUUUGGAUUAACGACGAAAUAGGAUUUAAACAGCUCUCUGGGGUAACUUCAUGUGAUCUAAAAUGGUAAAACAAAACAGGCAAGCUAAAAAGGUCUAUUGUUCCAAGAACCCCGACCUUCUAAUUUAAUCAACCUUAAUCAUAUCUUUCAGUGCAGAGUUUGUAGCUUUUAAAUUGGGAUUGCUAUCAUUAGUAAGUUUUUUGAAGGCCUUAAAAUAUUAUUUUAUAAUCUCUUCAAGAAUAAGUUCUUGUAAGGGUCAAGCACUUGCUCUUUAACUUUAAAGUUAAGCCUAGAAGUUGUGCCAUAAAAUUCUCUAUUUCAACACUCCACUCAAUGUGCAGUAUAAAUUAUGAUUUAUUAAUUAACGCCUUGCACUUGGAAGAGUGCCUAAGUGGCCAGUGAACAGAAUUGAUCUUCUACAAUCCUUCACCUUAUUGUCAGGAUAUCAUAAUUAAGCGCGUAAAAAAUUUUUUGGCUUCUGUUGAGGUAUUCUAUAAAGCUGAGUUGUUUAAAGCACUGUUUGUGAGUCAGCAAAUACAGUUUGUGAGGAGUAUUACCAUAACACAGGGCUGUCUGUAAGGGGUGGGCACCCAGGAAUUUUCCCUGUCUACUAUGAGGAUGAUCCGUAGAUACUUUCAUAGGAAACAAAGAAAAAUAGAACCAAAAGAAUUUUCAUAGCUGAUCAAUUCCUACCUAGUAACUGCAUAUACCUGGCAACAAGAAAUCUUAGAGACAGCCCUGGUAACAACUCAUGUUCCAAUAUUAGUGCUAAUCACACUUCAAUCUCAUAGACCUAAUGGACUAACUCAGCGUUGUAUCCAAUGCAAAUCUCCCGGGGUUAAGAUUCUUUGUGUAUUGUAUUUGCAUUAUAACGUGGCAUUCACAUUUAAAUGAUAUGGAAAUUCCGAAAACUAAACGUUUUAUUCCCAAAGGGUUUGAAUUUGGUACAACGUUGAGUUAGCUGAAUAGGUCUAUCCCAGGCCCUUGGUUUUCAAAAGAUGGAUAGCGGUAGUGUUGUUCAGAAGGUAAAUAAUGCAAUUAGUUUCCCAAAUAAUUAACCGCUGGAUGAUGAUUUAUCUGGUGGAUAGUGUUAUCCAACGUUUGAACAGCCAGGGCCUGGGUAGCUCAAUGGUUCCUUAAUAUUUAUCCAGUGGACUGUGACUUAUCCUGUGGACUAGAGGCUCUCCAACGUUUGAACAAUAGGACCAGAUGUGUAAGAAGAAAUGAUGUAUUUUCCAAUCAGUUUCCAUUUAUUUUAUUUUGUUGUUUCCUUCUGCUUUACCCUCUCCAAGAGAGAGAUGCAUUUGAUGAAAGUGGUAGUCUUUUGUGGUAUGAAUCGAGUUCCUUUGUGCCACUGUACUCUUAUUUAGUUUCCAGGUUCUCUGUGAAACAAGAAAAAAGAAACUGGAAACAAUGAAAAAGCACUUUUAGAUUAAAUGCAUUUCAGGUAUUGUUGUGUGCGAGACCUGGAUAAGAGUAAAUUCGUACCUUUUAUAAUCAAAUGAUAAAAAAAGAAAUAAAGUACUUGAAUGCUUCUUAAUUUUUUAAAUGAUGUGUGAAGUAGAGAAGUUGAUUGUAGGAAAGUUAAACAACAGCUGGGGUCAAUUUAAUAAAACUUUUACAAGUGUAGCUGUUGUUCUCAGACUCUAAAACAAUGGCUACAAUAAUUGUAAAUUACACCUGUAAAAGUUUUAUUAAAGUGAUUCCAGGAUACAGUCUGUACCACUUAAUAGCAGUGUAUGUUAAGAUUUUGUGGGGUGGGGGUUGGGGAGGUACUCCCUCUAAUGGCCUAUAUACGGGGAGGCUCCAAUCCAGUGUUUAAGGCUUUCAAACAUAUUAGGUGGCGAAAGUGAAAAAUUCAUUUAAAUUCCAAAUUCCUUUUUGUAAAAUCAUAAAACAUAAAAUCAUUUUAACAGUACUGUUCAAAAGUUCUGCCAAAGUGCCAAAGAGGUUUCAAUUGAAUGGAAACACCACAGCUUUUCAUCCAAACGUGAAAAAUAAUAUUGCGAUCGAGUGGUUUGUUGCAUAAGUGUUCCUAGGAAUUCAGGGUCAUUCAGCGGCCUUACAGAUGGUGGACACGUGUCACGAAACGUGCCAGUGACAGGGAGUGAUGAGAAGCGGCUGUAUCCCCAGGGUUGGCACUUGCCAAUUGCAGGUACGUUCUUCCUCGCUUGGGCUUCCUGUGUACCCUUCGUCGGGGCGUUCUUGUUCGGCACGUCAGAUUUCCAAUGCAGACGCCUGGCAGUUAAGAAAAGUACCAAAUGAUCUGAGAAAUCCCACUUUUGAUCAUAAAACAACCAAAUCUGGCCAUAAAAAGCCAAAUCAGGUGAAAACUGAUUAAUCUAUUGUUCCAAAUUAUUGGUGUUUCAACAUUUUUUCCGUUUUUGGAAAAACUACUCUUCUAACUGCCAGGUGCCGAUUGGCUGUUUGCAGACGUCCGCGAAAACAGUUUUUUUUGCGGGGUAUCAUUAGAUCUAUAAAUAAAUUGCAACGGGAAAGGGUUGACUCAAGGUUAUAGCACAUAUGGAAGCUCCGGGUGAACGGCUUCUGUAACUGCUUGAAAAAUGGUAACCGCGCUGAACUUUGAAAGGAGAGAUAGAGUAGGGUUACCCCUGGGGUUACCUCUCCCCUUUGUACGGUCUCCUCGCCGCAAAGUUCUCCAGCUGUCAAUUUGUCUGCUGUUGCAUUCAAGUGCGGUCGCGUUGAUCACCACUUACUUACUCAUUAUUCGAGUACUUCAGGGGGGCAAUCUGGUUGCUCACUUGGGGGAAAUGCGGUUCAAUUGAGAUUGAAAGAAAAAAGGUACAUGAGCUCAGGGGCACCUUGUUAUGGUAGUGGACAUAUUUAGUGUUUAGCCACUAAUUAUUCCUUUCAUAUUUCAAUUUUUUUUCACAACCCCUACAUUCAGUACUUUUCAAUUUUACAUAAUUUUAAAUUUCCCCCAACCUCGUCCCCAGGGCUUUUCCCUUAAAAAAUGGGUGGGGCGGGAAAAGGUCCACCCAUUUUUUAAGGGAAAAGCCCUGGGGACGAAGUUGAAAUUUCCCCCAUAAUUUUUAUUCAUUAAAAUAAUGAAAAAAUCGCCCAAAAAUCCUCAUUUAUUGAAACAAUGACUCUUAUCCUGUUGGGCCAUUUCUUGGUUGAAUGAAAUCUUGGCAAGAUUUGAACAGAACGGGCUGAAAUAAACGAAAAGCAGGAGCCCAUCAAAUUUGAUGGGCUCCUGCGAAAAGUUUUGAGCAGACUUACGGCCUCCUUUUAUGGCCACAAGCUUUCGGGGCAACGAUAUCUAGGAUAGUUUGGGUGUACAAGUGUUAGCUAUGAUUGGUCGAUGGUAGGCAAUGCAACCAUAAACGUCGUUGCGCCGAAAGCUUCUGUCCCAUAAUUCUCUCUUGCUUGUACCCAUUCCCCUUCUAAUUUCUGAAGUGAGAAUCGGGCUUUCUUUGCCGGCAUGUAAACUGUCUCUCUAUUUCAGACCACGUGAUGCAUGUUACCCCAGGGAACUUUUUCUUAUUAAUGUCGGUCCAUCUGCAUGCGUAUAUGUAUGAUAACUGAAACAGGAGCCAAAUUCUCUUGGAAAAUCACGUGGUCUAAAUUGGGAACUUUCCCUGAAGCUAUCAGGGUCAGUGCUAACAAAACGCAUUGCUCCUUGAAAAUCGACAAAGGAAAGCUCUUAGGAUUAGGUUGGAAAAUCUAACGGAUAAGCUUAUCAAUGAAGUCCACAAAGCCUUGUUGCGAAAGGUUGUUACUAUGCAGGUACAAGACAGGCAUACGUUUUUCGAUGUUUGGGGAAAACGGUUCAAAAACCAUAAAAAAGAAUGGUUUAUUGUGAAUUCUAUAAGAUGUUUCCGUGUUACAUAAUUUUUUUUCACAUGAUCGAAAUGAUAACUUGUUUAACAGAAAUAUGUCGGAAAAAUAUCAUUUCUGUGGCAAGAGUAAAGUCUUAAGGCGGGAACUGAGAGUCUUUGUGAGUGAAUUACUAACAAGAAAACUAGUAUCAACUUUGUCGCUGGGGUUUGUUUUGUUUUUUACACACACAAAAAUUGAAUGGUCUAAAUAUAAGACCUGCUUGACAAAAUCGCAUUGAAAGUGUGAUAACCUGUUGACAGUAAACAUGCUCUAAAACAGCUACACAGUAAAAUGCACACAGAGCAGAAUUAACAAACCAUAAAAAUACAAGGAAAUUUUCCCCUUCUUUUCUCUGUGUGCUACUACUUAAAUGAACAGUGAAAAGGAAAACAACUAACUGAUAAAUCGUUUCAGGCGUUGAACCAAAAAGGUUCAGGCGACGCUACGUCAAAUCGUGAGUCAAAAGGCUCAUUCAAAACCACCUGUUGGACAGGGCGUGGUCCACACGUUACAACAAGAUACAAAAUCAUGUCCACCCCGAUUUUAUCGUACUGCUUUGGAAUUUACUUUAUGAAAAAAGCACAUAUUUAAAGUUCCAUCUGUAUUUUUAUAAAUAAGAAAUUCUAUUCAAAUCAGAGAAUCAAGGUUGUCAUAAGCUGUUCAUUGUCGCUGAUGCCCUGAAAGCUGAAAACAUAACAUUAGUAGUAUGAAUUAUUAAUACACGAUCCUCGGUACGAAGCUAAUUAAAUUUUAAGCAACGCUUGUUUGCUUAAUGGCAUUCUGCCUGAUAGUCCAGAAAGCUGUUAUUCUUUAAUAAUCCAAGAACUAAGUACUAGUCGGGAAGCACUCAUCAAGCGGAACUUAAUUUUCUCACUCUGGUUUUGAGGGGGUUACCUUGACUUCAAACUGAACAACAACAACUGUCACAGCUCACAAGGAGACAGGCAAGCCUGAUCUUUGAAUAUCCUGCAAGAUCACAUUUAUUAUUGCCCACGUAAUUAUUUUGCUGUCGGCAACGCUGGUAAGAAUUAUUUCUAUAUAUAAACACGUACAAGCUAAAAAUACCAAUUUUAAACAUGGUUAAUCGCUUGCUCUCGUUUUAAAAACGACACAAAUUCGUUUAUUUGAGUCGAAGGACUAGCGUAAUUAUAUCAAUUAUAUCGUCUUUUUUAAGUGAGGAAGUUUCAUCUAGCUAUACAGUUAUCUCAUGCACAACAAAAUGCCGUCAAUGUUAAUGUAAUCAUAUAUUUAUAAACAGAUGAUUUUGCUUUCACAGUUAGCGCUUUAAGUUCUUUUUAUUUUUCACCUGCAAGUUUUUCUGAGUUUUUCGUCGUACUGUAGGUAGAAAAAAGGCAGUUUUUUCCUCCCCCCCCAAAAAAAAUUGUCCUCAAUGUUUAAACUUACGAUCUAGUAUAAAUGAUUUUUAGUUUUUUAUUUUCAGUUGGUUAUUGCAAAUAGACCGAAACUUCCCACAUUAUCGUGGAAGGAAAACCGUUACCAAAGUGUUCAAAGAUUCUAGUAGAAAGCCGUUAUUGUAAUAAGCCUUUCCAGAAUCUAAGGUUGGCUUGUCCAGUCUGUACCUGUUAUGAACCAGCGUUAACACAAAAACCUGUAUACGUGCCCGUUUGAAUGCUACUGUGAACAGCAUCUGACUGAAGAGGGUCCAUAUGAACCGUACACGAGAACACGACUAAUUUUGAUUUUCCAUAUCUGUCCGGAGUAGUUUCACCAUAUGGAUUUCUCUGGCUGUAAGUACUGCCUAUAGCAAUUUUGGCUUUCAGAUCUUUUAAAUUGCAAGACAGAGUGUGCUUUUUGUUUGCAAUACACCAAGCCUCUGCCUGCCUUGCCAAGGAAAAUUUGUGUUCUCUCAACAAGUACAACUCUUCCUAAUGUUUCACGUGCGACAGGUGCUACGGCCUAAACGCCUAUGAAAUCCGGUUUUAAUAUCUUCUUGAGUUUUGAAGUUUGUGGUUCAGUUUUAAAGGUGGCGUUUUAAUUCUUUUUCCUAGUCCCAGUCCCCUGCCCCCCUUCUGAUCGGGACGGUGGCGAAUUAACUUUGGCGCUACUGCUAAUCAAGCCAUGGUUUAUUCUUUGUAAACCAUAGGCAAGGAGAGAAACAAAUUCUAUAAACUUGCUCGAUUAUCCAUUUCCUUCUGUUUAACUGCGCUGGAGUCGUCUGUCUUGAUAGCUGACAAGGCUUAUUUCAUUUGUUUUUGUCUUCAUCGCACCAAUCCUUUUUCACGUUAAUAACCAUAAAAUUAUACAGUCGUACAAACCCUACCCACAGGUUGAUGUGAACGGCUGGCUUAACAGAUUUUUGUACCAUUCUGAAAUCGUUUUAUUGGGCUUUGUCACGCGCUCCUCCUCUACAUAAGCUGUAACGCAAUUUAGGAAACUGGCCGCGAAUUACAGUUACUUUUAAAACUGAGAGAACCAUAUUACACAUCCGGUACAAAAGAAGGCACAGAUUUCACAAAAUUAAGAAGAUAAAAAUCGGAAUUUUUCGUCUCUUGGAAGAAGUUUUUUAAGUUUCGUAGUAGCGAUUAAUAUAAAGGGCAACAACUAAAAGAACUUGAUUUGACUACCGUGACAAAGUCUCCUUUCAGCAAUUUUUUUUCGGCCUGUUAGCUCUUGUUCUGAAAAGUUCAGUAUCAUCUUUAAGUGGAAAAAAUAUAUAUUUGCAAUAACAGCAGUGGACUUAACUACAAAUUGUAAAUAGGCCUGAAACAAAGGGAAGUGGCACUGAGCUAGACUUUUAACCAAUGUACGUGUCAUGGUGCAUGGAGUGACGGUAAUGCCGUGACUAACCUCUCGCGAGGUUAUUAGGUGUUUCCCUUUCCAGCAAUAGUCGCAAUACUACAUUCAAUUUGCUGAAUCAUUCACUAAAUUCAAAAUCACACGCAUUUCUUUAUGGAAAUUAAUUAAGGGGAAAAAGUAAACAGAAAUGAACACACAUGUACACAUGAUAAAGACCGAGUGGCGGUUAAUAUAGAUACAGCGAAAAAACUGAACAGAACACAACGAAUAAUCCCUGCUAGACCCGGGGGGAAAUACUCCAGAAAGUUUUGGGUGGAUACGUGUCUCAUAGGCCCCAACUGAUACCCCGUUUUCCAUUCAGAAUGAUACACCAAUCCAAAAAAUAAACCGCUUCCUAGUGUCAUGUUCUUUAUAUUCUUUUUCAACCGCUGAUAUUUUACAACUACCAUGCACUGGAAAUGUUAUUUCUCGUUCUAAGAUGAGGAAACAUCUCGAACUGUGGUACACACGGGUAUAGCUAAGGUAGUCUGUGGAGCCCCAUACCCCUUCCCCCACGUUGCCAGGUCAUGACUUCUUACACGAGCUUGUGGGGCAACGUCAUAUGACUUUCACUUAUCACAUGAUUAGCAGAAUCGUUUGCGUGUAAGCGCAUCACAGAAAUGUAGAAAUUCAUAUUUCAUUUGUUCUUCGAUUGACGAACCUAAGCGGUUAAAACGAAGACAGACAUAGUCGACACAAGGGCGAUCGCGAGUACCACUAAUAUAAACGAAAUUCUAAUUGGUCUAUUCUGCGUCACAGGUUCUUCCCAGCAUUUCUAUUGGACGGUAUAAAAGCUUGUGAUAGAGGCGGGAAAGAAAAGCAACGAGCCUCGACAGAGUAAACUUCGUGCACAGUUGAAGUGGAAGCGCUGCAUGGAAAAACCUCACAGGUAUUUAGUUACUAUGCACUCUGGCGGUAAAAUCUUAGCUUUGUACGCGUUACGAGUACGAAAGAACUGUCACGAUUUCGUGUUCUAGAGGAAAGUUAUCACAAUAUCCUUGAAAAGUUUCGUUAUUGUGGAAAACAGGCGGCAAGGCCGCCGGCAAGCCGGUCGAAAGCCGGAGAGUUCUUUCAGAUAAACUUAAUUCUUUUGAUGCACUUCAAAAAUUUUUAAUGUUGCUUUACUCGAUCCAGUUUAACUUCCUUCAAUGGUAAAAAUCUGUGUGUAGGUAAUUUUAGGUCAGACGUAGGAAAAACUGUAUGAGGUUAACCUAUACUUUUUAUAUCAAGCUCAAAACAAUUAUCUUUUUCGGCGGAUGGUGGGGAAUUUACAGAAAGAACGCAUGUUUUCGAAACAUUGCAUGGAGUUAAGUCAAUAUUUAUCAAUCAAAUUUAACUAGUUUCCCGAGCCAAUUUAAUUUUCAAUUUUCUGGCGGAUUACUUCCGUAAAGAAGAAAUCUGAGUAUUAGUUCAAUUAAUUAUUAAGUUUAUCAAACUGAUUUUUACUAACUCGGGAAAAUCUGUUCAGGAACUGAAACGAGUGGAACAGUCACGGUACAAACAAGGCUGUGUAAGCUAACUUUAAAUUUUUGCAUUAAGCUCAUGUGAAAAAUUUUUUCAGUAUUAUGAUGUCCUCGGAUAAGUAAACUUGUUGGAAAAAAUGAAACUAAUACAUUCUUGAAUUCUUGACAUAGCUUUAGUUUAAUAUUUAUUGGCUCAAAAAUUAAGUUUCAGAAACACGGCUUGAUUUAACGAUAUUUUAGCUGCCCUCGCAGUUUGAUUUCAUUUUCAUUAGUUCGAAGAUAAGACUUACAUGAACUGAAUUAGUUUUCCUUUCAAUUUGACUUUACUAAUUCAACCUUAGGAGGCAACAUAAAUUCACUGUGAAGUUAUUUAUAUCCGUAUAACAAACGUAUAUUUGGGACUUCGUGUAUUAAAUAUUUUAUUAGUUUACUCUGUACAAAACUUAACCAUAUAAUUAAAAAAUAAGUAAAUAUCAGUUUUUUUUCGUAGAAUUUUUAUAAGGAAGUUAAAUUUGGACUUGCAAGUGUGUUUUUUCUCGGGCUAAAGCGAGCUAAGAACAAAAAAGACGUCACAUUACAUAAGUUGCAGAUUUAGAGAAAAGUUAGAAAAAAAAAUUUGCUUCAUGAUCAUGUUAUGAAAUUAAUGAGGAACUUCAUCUAGCUGAGCUUUUCAAUAUGUUCAAACGUCAUGGAAAGUGUUUAUUAGCUUCCAUUUUGGACCUAUGGAAAUGCUGUUGAUUGAUUUGAUAUCUUGUAUAACAAAUGAAGGGAUUGAAGCCAGCAUGCAUAUUGUGAACAUAUUUUGUAAUUCAGGCUGCUUAAUUCACUGCCACUGCAUCCUAAAACUAGAACUGUUAACUCAUCCCUACUGGAAAUGUUUUCACUAAAACAAAGUCGUUUGAAACUUGAUUGGAGUGUCAAUGCCAUCGUCGCUUCCGAAUCUCCAAAAUCGUCGUUUCAUGAAUAGCAAUCGUCUGAUCGUAAAAUGCUUAUACAGAGUCUGAAACUUAGAAACCCACAAAAGACUUCUUUAUACUCGCUUUGGGAGGAGGAAAGUGUUGAAAGUAGCUGAAGUUGAAAGUUAGCAUAUUAGUAAGAUUAAACAACGAGAACGCCGACGUCCCGAAGGUCAUGAACAGCAAUCUGAAGUUGGAUGUCUUGCUUGAUGGAACACUUUUGUCUCACACAACGAAUCUAAAUGUCCUUGUUUUAACUCCGAGCACUGAAAGAGAGAAAAAUAUGAACUUCCGGUUGCCAUCUUUGACGUCCGAGACGUCAACGUUCUCAUUGCUGCUUGCGCUUAAGGUCCCUAAUUACUAAUGUUGAGUGAAUGUGUGUUAAGUUUUUCAGCUAAGCUUCUCAAUGGGGCUAUCGCUGGUGUGGUGGGCGUUAGCUGUGUCUUCCCCUUGGACCUUGCUAAAACAAGACUGCAGGAUCAGAGAAACCUCGGAACUCAAAAGCAAUACAAGCAUUUGUAAGUAUCCUUUUUUACUUGUCGAUAUCACUAAUUUUUCCAUUUGUUUUCAAUGUUUACACUGUGUUUAAUUUUAGAGUGGACUGUUUGUGGAAAGUGACAAGAGCGGAAGGGAUACAGGGUCUUUACAAAGGUAAAAGGAAAAAAGGUUAAUAAGUUUUAAUUUUGUGGCCUCAGUUCCUGGUGAAUGUUUAAGAAUGACUUUUUUUCUUGCUUGUUUUUAUGUUAGGAAUGGGAGUGAAUCUAUUACUUAUCAACCCAGAAAAAGCAAUAAAACUUGCUGUAAAUGAUCAAGUCAGGCAAAUGUACGGUGGUAAAAGGUAACUUCAAUCACUUUUGCAUGUUUUUGGUAAAUAACCUAAACAUUUCUUUGUCUGUUAAAAAAUGCUCAAUUAGUAUCUCAUAAACUUUUGUUUGGCUUGUAACAUAUUUAAUGUUGUGCAAACUGACGUUAAUUCCUUUAAAAGAGCUUUUAAUAUUUUUCUUCUUUAAGGCACACACUACCCUUAUCCAAAGAAAUGAUAGCUGGUGGAGUAGCUGGAUUUUGUCAGGUCUGCUUCGUUUUACUUCUAAAAGACGCAUUUUAAUACUGUCUGUGUUCCAGAUCCAAUUUCUAGCUAUAACUAACUUUUUUUCGUCGUAACAGGUGAUUGUAACAACACCAAUGGAAAUGCUUAAAAUACAGCUUCAAAUGGCAGGCACACAAAUGUCAGGUAAAUGUAUUGCGUGAAAAGGGGUGUCAACAGAAUCUGGUUCAGAGCGAAUCGGAUCAACCUCGAUCUGUAGCACACUAAAUCGAAAAAAAAAGGUAGGGAUAGGGAGGAUUGACCCGAUCGGGUACGAUCAAGGUUUUGUCAAUGGCCUGUGAACAAGUCUAUCAUCAGUAGUACAGGGCGCACAGCUAGGCCUCUUUUUUCGGCAGGAAUCUCAUUAAGGAGGUAGGAAGUCUUAUUCAGAUAAGGUCAUGUGGUUUAACCAGUUUGACAGGUUUUAGAUUGACCAGGAUGAAUAUCUUUCUUUUUGAUGGCUGACUAACAAAAGUACUCAUUGGUUGAAUCACCUUUUCGAAGGAAUAAGCGCUAAUUCGCCUGAGACAUAAACGUUAUUGAGUCGUAACGUACUUUUAUGCAACUUCCAUUUCCUGCCGCUUUCAUUGUCGAUUGCAAAUAAUAAAUAGAAAUGUGGUGGUAGUGGUGAAGGGGAAACAAUGGGGAUUUCAAUUUAGAUGCACCGUUUCCGUGUACGGGUACGGGUAAAUUACCCGUACGCUUAGCCGUAAAUAUGGGUAGAUUGCCUCUUACCCUGGAGAAACUGCUAGGCUACCCGGUAGAAAGCUAACGCCCUGAUCACUUCUUGGAAAUUCCUUAAUAUCCUGCAGCUUUCUUCGAUCUGCUUAAUGCGUCAUAACAUAUUCAGCCUCAACCAAUGAUUGUUAAUUACCUUGCUUAUAGCGAGUCCUAGAGUUGCCAACACCUCCUCUGCAGUGGCAGCCGCCAGUUCAAAUUUAAGAACGUUCGGCACCAACUCAAGUACACCCCCUAAAUCUGCGGCGAGAAUAGCACAGGAUCUAAUGAGAAGCAAAGGCAUCGGUGGACUGUACAAAGGACUUGGAGCCACAUUAGCAAGGUGAACAAAACACUUUAUAAUUGACCUUAACUGCUUGCAAAGUUCUGCUAAUGCGCUUUGAUAAACUCAUUGAUCUUCCAUUGGCCUUCCAUUUUCAGGGACGUUCCUUUUUCCUGUAUCUACUUUCCACUAUUUGCCUUUUUCCGGCUUGAGGUUAGUGUCUUUAGCAGGAAAACUGUCAAUAAUUUAAUGAACUCCACGUUUUCUUAUUUUCCUGGAUUUUAUUCAAUUUUGCGGGGGAACCUCAAGAGUAAGUUAAUAAUUACGCAGCCAUCAACAAACAGAAUGCAUCUUUUUAGUCUGUGAAAGGCUGCUAAAAACAACUUGUAUGAUAUUGAUGGUUUUCCCUCACUGGACAGUGGCGGAUACAGCCCUAGUGAUAAGGGGGGCGGCCAUUCAGACCCUGAAAUAAGGGGGAGGGGGUCGGUCUCAAAUAAAUAUUUUUUCGGCCUUUUGGGCCUCAGUUUGGUCUAAAAAUAAAGGGGGGGCGGGCCCCUCCCCUGGAUCCGCCACUGCUUAUUCAGCAGCUAUGUAAAUUUCUUGUAAUGAACGAAAGAGUUUAAUUCCCACGAAUUUUUUGUUAUCCCAACAUGGCCCUCGUGUCCCCUUUUGUGUUUUCUCUAUUUCUUUAACAAAGUUUUUAACAGAAGUUAACUAUAAAUUCUCGUGAAAUGCACGCAAUGAGGCUUACUGACCAUUAUUAAAAAGACGUAUUGAUAAAGCCACUUUCUAUUUAGAUGAAGCCCGGUGGCGAUCAUAGUGAAAAUCCAGGACCCCUGCACUGUAUGAUGGCUGGCUGCUUGGCAGGUAAGUUUUCUAAUUCUCAUGGGCCUUUAAAUGACCUACUCACGUGAUGAUACAAAGAACGGUAGGAGGCUAGCAUUGUACAGCCUGGCCAUUACUGAAAACCAAUCUCUAAUAGGUGUUAUUAAGUCCAGGAUAUCAAGUCCCUCGCUAAUACUAUUAACUGCCCACCGGUUUUGAUCACUUUUCCCACGACAUUAAUGAUCAUCAUCAAAGUCUUUUCCUCAAGUAGGGUUCGAGAUGGCAUCAAAUGACUGAGAGUGAAUAGGCCUGUGUUUGAAGUCCCUGACCUUCAUCUUCCCUCCCAUCCCACCCCCCUCCACCCCCCUCUUAAACGUAAAGAAAGUAGUUUAUCUGCUGCUGGAGUUUAGCCUUCCAGCAAACUCUCCAUUUGGGAGAUAUCGGGAAAUGUUAAAGACAAUCUCGCCCGCAGGCUACUGGAGUUAGAUUGUGUUAAUCAACGCAGAUCCUCCAUGUUUACGUAGGAAUGAUAGGCAGUGUUACAGUGACACCAAUGGACGUAGUAAAGACCAGGCUUCAGGUGAUAAGGAGUGGCCAAGGAGAAGCGAUGUAUACCGGGUUUGUCGACUGCGUACACAAAACCUACACCAACGAGGGCCUAAGGGCGUUCUACAAAGGAGCAGUUCCCAGAAUGAUCGUGAUAGCUCCACUGUUUGGAAUAGCUCAGACCGUUUACUUCUUGGGAGUGGCAGAAAGAAUCAUGGGGCUUGAAGUAUGA
Messenger RNA from Porites evermanni, 23285 nucleotides. NCBI's taxonomy places the organism in Eukaryota, Metazoa, Cnidaria, Anthozoa, Scleractinia, Poritidae. The record is from the annotation of a GenBank genome assembly.